Messenger RNA from Vespa crabro (European hornet), 2028 nucleotides. Its product is annotated as pyruvate kinase-like. The coding region runs from base 273 to 1964 and encodes 563 amino acids. Lineage: Eukaryota; Metazoa; Arthropoda; Insecta; Hymenoptera; Vespidae. The transcript is spliced from 9 exons. Gene Ontology annotation, cellular component: cytoplasm. Gene Ontology annotation, molecular function: potassium ion binding; magnesium ion binding; pyruvate kinase activity. The record is from RefSeq and is a predicted model, not a curated record. Gene Ontology annotation, biological process: glycolytic process.
AACGAUUCUCGAUAAAAAAAAAAAAAAAAGAAAGAAAGUUUCGAUAAUGUUAGUCAUUUGAUAAAUAUCAUUGGCAAUAGUUAAUCAUCUAAUUUCAUCAUUGAAUAUUUUUUUCAUUCAAAAAAAAAAAAAAAUAUAUAAUCCUCUCAUAUAUGGAAUAUUAUUAAUAAUAAUCAGUUAUCAUUAUGUCAUAAUGUCAUAUAAAUUCAUAUUUGUAAUUAAUAAAAAUUAAUUUUUUAUGUGAACAUUAAAUAAUAUAAAUCUAUAACGAAAUGUCGAGCGAAAUAUCAAGUAAUCAAGAAAUGCCACAGAUAUUCAAUGAGGAGAACGAAUCAUUAGAGAAUCAAUUAGUUGCAGCGUACAGAAAGAACCGACUGGAUCAUUACAUGCAAUUAGAUAUUGAUUCAAGUCCAAGGCCAGUCAAGCUUACUGGUGUUAUGGUUACCAUGAGUAUAACAAAUUCUUAUCCAUUGGCAAUUGCGGAGAUCAUUAACGCCGGUGCAAACAUUGUUCGUUUGAAUUUAUCGCAUCAAACAGAAAAAUGGCACGUUAUUACCGUAAGAUCAAUAAGAGAGGCGGGAAAUAUUCUUUACAAAUCUAUGCAUAAAAUAUGUCCUAUUGGUGUGGCAAUUGAUUUACAUGGUCCCGAGAUACGUACUGGAAAAUUUCGUGGCGAUUCAUCAUCAAUAGAUCGCGGCGUAUUCGUCGAAGGUUAUAAUGUACGUUUAUCGACGGACAGUAAAAUACAACGUGCGGGUACGUCCUCCUGUUUUUGGGUAUCAUAUCAAGAAUUAUCAAAUGUAUGUCACGUAGGAGAUACUAUUUCGAUCGAUCGUGGCGCUGUAAUGUUAAAAGUUAUUUGUGUCGGAAGCAAUGAAGUGAUGUGUAAGAUUUUAAAAGGUGGUAUUAUUGGAAAUGAAAAAACGGUUCAAUUUUUGGACAAUGUUAUUUCGUUUCCAAUUAUUUCGAAACAGGAUAGCAAAGACAUUGAACUUGCUUCUAAGCUUGAAUGCGAUUUUAUUAUUGUAAAUCAAGCACGUAACAGCAAAAUGAUAAUUUCUGUACGUGACGAAAUAAACAGAAUAGGAAGUAAUUGGAUUAAAGUUUUGGCGAAGAUCUGUACGAGGCAGGGUUUACAAAAUUUCGAUGAAAUAUUGAAAGAAGCCGAUGGUAUUAUCUUUGAAAGGAAUGGUUUGGAACUUGAUAUUGGAAAAGAAAAAUUAUUUCUCGCGCAAAAAUCUAUAAUAGCUAAAUGUAACAGGAUCGGUAAACCCAUAGUUAUAAAUUUUCGUCCGAAAUUCAACAAGACGCCGAAAAUUAAUACAGAAUUAGUAGCAAUUGCUGUAUUAGACGGUGCGGAUACAAUUUGCUUAGCUACAGGAAAUUUGAACUUGAAAGAUACUUUACUACUUGUUAAAGAAAUUGAUACUGUCUGUAGAGAAGCGGAAAGUGCACGAUGGCAAAGAGAAAUUUUCUUAAAUACUUUUAAUAAUAUGAUAUCUAUACCAUUGAACGUAGUGCAUUCGAUUGCCAUUGGCGCCAUACAGACCUCCUUGAAUUGUAAUGCUGCCGCUAUCAUAAUCACAACUACGACCGGACGUAGUGCCGUCUUGCUCUCGAUUUAUCGACCACGAUGUCCCAUCGUAGCUGUUACGCGUUUUGGUUUUGUUGCACGAUACUUAAAUAUCUAUUUUGCCGUACAUUCCGUUCAUUACAAUGCGUCACCUUUACCCAAUAGGCUAAAAGAUAUCGAUAUACGCGUGCGAGCUGGUUUGAAUUAUUUAAUAGAAAGAAAAUAUAUCAAACUUGGCGAUGCAAUAGUUGUAGUUGGCCCAUCGCGACAAGAUGGAGGAUUUAUUAACUCUAUUCGUGUGAUCUAUACAUCUUUUGAUCUGAUCAGACCAUUCAUAAAAAAUUCAAUGAUGUCACCUAACGAUAAAAGGAUAUCAAUGCGUUCGCAAUAAAGAGGAGAGAAGAAAAGGAAAGGGUGGGGGAGGGAGGGGAAAGCAAUAAACAAAUAAACAAAUA